GUGUGUGUGUGUGUGUGUGUGUGUGUGUGUGUGUGUGUGUGUGUGUGUGUGUGUGUGUGUGUGUGUGUGUGUGUGUGUGUGUGUGUGUGUGUGUGUGUGUGUGUGUGUGUGUGUGUGUGUGUGUGUGCGUGUGUGUGCUUGCGUGUGUAUGUGUGUCCCACAGCCAUCGAGCAGAGCAUCGAGCAGGAGGAGGGACUGAACAGAUCAUCAGCAGACCUGAGGAUCCGUAAGACACAGCACUCGACGCUGUCGCGUAAGUUUGUAGAGGUGAUGACUGAGUACAACACCACGCAGUCCAAGUACCGUGACCGUUGCAAGGACCGCAUCCAGAGGCAGCUGGAAAUCACUGGGCGAACCACCACCAAUGAGGAACUGGAGGAUAUGUUGGAGAGUGGCAAGCUGGCCAUCUUCACGGAUGAUAUCAAGAUGGACUCCCAGAUGACCAAACAGGCUCUGAAUGAGAUCGAGACCCGACACACUGAGAUCAUCAAACUGGAAAACAGCAUCCGUGAGCUACAUGACAUGUUCGUGGACAUGGCCAUGCUGGUCGAGAGCCAGGGAGAGAUGAUUGACAGAAUUGAGUACAAUGUGGAACACUCCGUGGACUACGUAGAGCGAGCUGUAUCUGAUACCAAGAAGGCAGUCAAAUACCAGAGCCAAGCGCGCAAGAAGAAGAUCAUGAUCAUCAUCUGCUGCGUCAUCCUGGGCGUGGUCCUGGCGUCAACCAUUGGCGGAACGCUGGGCUUCUAGAACAACCUCUAACGCCCUGCCCCCCCCCCCCCCCCCAAAACCAGCCCCUCCUCCCAACUACCCACCCAACCACUAACCCCCACCCUCCCAGCCCCCCCCCACGCCCUCCCUUCGACGACCGUUGCCGAGCCUGACCAACCCGCUCCACUGAGCGAAACCGACCGACCAACCAACCAACCAACCAACCAACCAACCAACCAACCCGACCGACAGCCAGCAGAAAAUAGAGAAAGACGACGAUUAACAGCAACAACACAAACAAAAAUGCAAGAGGGAUGGCCAGUCAGCUAGGAAGACACAACUCAACGAUGACAGAUAAGAGGAUAGAUGAGGUGUUCCCUGAGGCCGGGUGGGGGUUCAAAAAAACAAAGACAAAUAGAAAAAAAAUGAUAAAAAUGCCAUCACAUUCUAGCUGACUAAAACACAUAACGAAUACAAAAAAGAGAGUACAAAUAAGCCUAACUAUUUAUUACAAUUGUACAUGUAAAUGUAUUGUAUGAAGCAACACAUGGGUUAGCUACCUGUAAAGAAAUUAGGAUCUAUGCGAUUUUGCUUUGUUCUCUGUUUUUGUUUUGUUGAUUGUUUAUUUCGUUGUGGUGGGUCUCCAAGGACAGAACUAGUGGCUACUGUGGAUCUGUGGGGCAUCCAUCCAACAGCAAACUCUUUUUUUGUGUUGGAGCCAGAGUUUCUAAACAUAUUAUAGGAUGUAUUUGACUAUGCUCUUGUCAAUGUUGUAGAGACAUGUAGGAGUGAAGAAUGGUCACUUUCCACCGGGCAUUCUUCAGUUCUAAUGAAAGCAAUUCCAGAGCUAAAUACUUUGAGAGCGCGUCUUUCAGAACUUGAACGUGUUCUAGCAAUAACCAUUCUGGAACGCGGCGUCGUAGAGCUGAGCAUUCUGGGACGACGCCGAUCACAGUCUUUAGCUCUCCCUGUCGUAGUGAGCUAAAAGUAGAGCACUCACUCUCUGGCUCUUUGCACAACCUGUCUCCUUCAUGCUAAAACGAAGGAAAGUCAUCGACAAUGCAGGUAAUUCUUCGGAAACAGAUAGGUUACACACUUCUGUCCUUCCUUUAUUUGACCAAUUGGAGGAGCUCCCCAGCCAGCCACAAACUUGGCAUCAUUUUAUUUAUUUUUUCUUGGUCAUGGAAGCACACACACCUAAUAUGGAUGAGUCUGUUUCAGUCGGGCAGUUCAUUGGUUUGUAGACCACUGUGGAGGCUAGACAUUGACAGUGGCAGGUUGUCAUGGUAACCCCUUCUCCCCCCUCCCCCCCUCAACAUCCCUUUUCCAUUCAAAAAUUAUUUGAUGGAAGAGCAAAUUUGGCAGGGGUUUGGUUGGCAUGAAGAUAAAAGUGAGGCGGGGAAAGUGACAGACUAUGCAAACUAUGCAGCUUAGAAAUAAGAGAGACACCUUCUCCAACCCCCCUCCCCCCCUCACUUUUCCCCACCAAAAGUAGCCAAUAACAAACAAGGACUCAUGUGAAGGAGUAAUGAAGCAAAAAAAGAAUCAAUGCGCGUCAUUAUCUCGCUAUCGUACACAGACUUCAGGACUAUUCAUAAAGAAGAGAUUAUAUCAAAAAGUAAUUCCAUUAAAGGAUAGGAUAUUGGUCAACUCUAGAAAAUGUAAAAAAUACAAAAUAGACAGAAAAAAAAAUUGUAAUGCUGGCUUGUCCUGGUCCCCGAGUAUCACGAUGAAACUGGUUUCAUUAGGUUUUGUUUUUCCUUUUGGUUUCACUUUCAUUUUCCUCCAGGAAGGUUUACUUUGUUUCCCUGGCUCUGUGGUUUAGUGGUGCUGCUGUUUUUUAGUGCACGCGUGACGUGUUCCUGUGACGUAACCGUCUGCCAUAAUGACGUAGAAGCGUGUUGUAGUAGCUAUGGUUUCAAUACGUUCGCCUGUACGUUAGCCUUGCUAUCACGACCCCCCGGCCCCUCCCCCCUCGGUCCUCGCCCUUCCCCCUCUAAACCCCUCUAAACACACACAGCCCUCUCAUCUCCUCCUUUCCGAGUUUGUGUGUGUGUGUGUGUGUGUGUGUGUGUGUGUGUGUGUGUGUGUGUGUGUGUGUGUGUGUGUGUGUGUGUGUGUGUGUGUGUGUGUGUGUGUGUGUGUGUGUGUGUGUGUGUGUGUGUGUGUGUGUGUGUGUGUGUGUGUUCGAACACUGGACUUGAAUACACAUCAUAUAAAUGCCUGAGAUUUCCAGGUGCUAACAAAAUGGCCGUUGGGUGGAGAGUGGGAAAAUGACCUCGGGGCAGGGUGUCUUCUCAUUGGUGGAUUCUCUCUCUGAAAGUAUCACUAAACUCAUUCAGUAACAUGUAUGCACAUAGGAAACCCACAUGUAUUCAAAAACACACACCACUGCGUAAAAGUAAUGAUCCAUGAUGCUUCAUACAAAAAAAAGCCUCUUUCUCAUACUAUUCGAGUGUUUGUUAAGAUAGUACUGGGUGUACCACACAGACCUUAUAGAGACUAAAAGUGAGGGUAACAUAAUGAGAACAUUAAACAAAAAAUGCAAAUAUGCUUACGUUGGUAAGAGUGUAGAUUCAGUUGACUUUUAAGGCAAAAUCUGUUACAAGCAUAUUUUAUCCCAAAAUUGUGCUGUGGAACAGUGUGACAGAUUGUGUCUAAAUUCUGUUAGUGUCCAUGCAGAUAUGUUACAAAGGGCAGCACAUUGCUAGCAGUGUAGCAGGUUCUAUGAUGCAGAGGCGACCCUUGUCUCUGUUGAGGCCAACCUAAUAUUAAGUCUACCUGCACGGCACCUUAAUACCACUCCACACGCUCUACUACCCUAUCAAAUGUAUUAUUUAUUUCCACGUUGGUAUUGUUACACUAGACACAAAAUAACACAAUGAUACUUAGGUUUCACCAACACUACCGUGUAGGGUUACUGUAGACAGCAAAGUGCAGUUCUUUUUUUUGCUUUAGUGGGUGAGUGCUGUAAGCAUGGUGUGGAUUUUCAGCUAAUGUUGACCCAAAACCGCCGUCAACCUCUUCCCUGCCUGCAGCGCAAUCUCACUUGCGGAUGAAAAUGUGCGUGUGUGUGGGUGUGUGCACAUGCAUGUGUGUGUGUGAGUGUUUUUACACAUGCGUGAGCUAAGGUGUUAUGACAGUUUGGGGCCACCAACAUGCGAGCAUGAUUCAGUCUUAGAAAGCUACACUUGUGCCCACUGUGCCCCCUACCACCACCAACCAUCACAUCACCUACACACCUCAAAUACUCACUUCAAUACAUUCAAAUACAACAUGAUCUAUCACAAAAGAAGAGGACAUGAUUAUAUAGUGCACCUUGAGCAUGCACGCCUGCACUGUUCUCCGCGCUCAACAUUAAAGCAAUAAAAACAGUUCUGCUUUAGAUUUUCUUUAAUGAGGGAAGAUUUCCAGAUAGACUUCUUCGACCCAUUAUCUCCCCUGUGUGUCAAUCGGAAAAAACACUCUUAGCUAUGAAUAAGAUGCGCUACAUCACCGUUACAUUACUCCUGGCUGUCCCUGCAAGGAAUAGGCUUGAUCAAGUAGUAUGUGUUUGUCCACUACGUUUUUGGUUGUGGUUGUUGUUGUAGAAAUAGAAAUAGAAGUGUAGUUGUUUGUAUAUGCGGUGAAAGGCCAAGGCUUUUUAUUUGCCGUCCGAUUCAUCUGUAGAGAGGAGCAGAGGGACAGAUGAUUUUUUUAAAUAUAUUUUAUGUAUUUAUUUAAUUGUUGAGUUUCUUAAACCAAAACGUACUUAUGAAUUCAGACCAAAACCAAAGUAUAGUAAGCUUAUUUAGUCCUCAAAACAGUAAAAUUCCACUAGAUUUUUAUCUGAGAGAAAUUAUCUUAAAACUUUGUACUAUUGAUUGCUGAUGUUGCUUGCUGUGUGGCAUUACUAAGAUGUUUGGUAACAAGCUGUCAUGCUUUUUAUAAGUUAGAGUUUCCUAUACCGACAUGAACCAGCCAAUACAGGACUUCUAUCUCACUUACCUAUUGGCUGCUUCAACACACGUUCACAUAUAAAUACUCAACGUUGAUCCUUUUUCCGUUUGUAACUUAAAUAAUACUUAAGCGUAUUAUUGUUUUGUUUUAAGUGUAUUAACCACAACUAAACAGAACACAAACUGGACUAUCUAGCAACGUGUAUCUUAGAAGUUAUAGGUGUUAGGCUUAAAAUAAAAUGACAUGGAGGAGGGGUUAUGACAACAGUUAAAACACCUUUAAGGUGACCUGCACUUCAGGAGGUCAGCGAGAAAAAAACUCUGUUUCCAACUUUGACAUCACAACUGACCUCACUACAGUUCAUGUUUUGUACGCAUAAUCAGUCGGUUUUUAAAGUUGUCGGGCCGGCAGUUGCCAUGGUGAUUUUCUUUCGGUCAAAAUAAUCUCUGCUGUGGUAAGGGAUGGUCGUGCUGGUGUUGUCAAGGGGUCUGGUUUGUGGUAAUGUGUGAAUGGAUGGCUAUCUUAGUCAAAAGAUGUGUGUAAUAUAAAAUAAAGGGACCCCAAAUGAGGACCCCCUAUCCAUUUCAGCACUGGCCAGCAUGUUUGUUUUUUAAAUAUGCUUCUGUAGAUAAACUGUGCUUUGGUAUGUGUGUGUGUAUGUGUGUCUGUUUGUGUGUGUGUGUGUGUGUGUGUGUGUGUGUGUGUGUGUAUGUGUGUGUGUGUGUGUGUGUGUGCGUGUGUUUUAGCUUUUGCGCUGCAGAUAAAAGUGUAUUUUAAGCGGGCGUUUAAUUUUGUGUUCAGGCGUAUUUAUUUUGUAUUAAGUGAUUAAGCUAAUAUGGCAUGUUUCUUAUUAAAGGCUGGAAACAAGUCAAAUUAUCGCCAUCAAACAUACAAUUUUUCCCCAUUCUUAAAUUUUUGAACUGAAUACAACAUUAAAUGACACUAAAUGGACAUUGCAGGAAGUAUGUAAAAACCAUGUGUCCGUACAAUGGCUUUCAGGCCCCUCUUCCUGUUGGUGUUGUAGCUGUUGAUUGGUGGACGAUAAUGAUAAGGCGAGGAAGCCCGCCCACUUUUUUGCCACCGGGCCCCGUCCCCUUCCGUUGUGUGUACUAAUAAUAUAAAGGCAUGCAAAUCUUUGAGCUUCGUGGAGUUUGCAUGGUGACGUCUUUUGUUCUUCUACUUUCUGCUCCCCCUCCUUCUACCCCCCACAACCCCCAAAACCCCUCACUUGACCCCCAGACACCCAAGCCAUGUUGUGCACUUUAUCGCUGGUCUGAAUCCCCUCCCCCCACCAAGCUUUUCCACCUGCAGCCAACUCAAGAUGCUCUCAUGCAGUACUCAUGCAGUACUCUGGUUUGGACAGUUGCUGGUUCUAACAGUCUUCAGUUGGAAAUAUGUCCCACACGGUAGAGCGUGUGGAAGGCUUCCUCACUGUGGGACAGGGAGCGUCCGAGAGAGGGGGUCCUUUGUAAAGGCUGUCGGUUUAUUUCUUUAUUCCGUUGUAUAGUCAUCCAUCUCUGGAUGGUCUGAGGCCAGGGGAUGUAAUAUCCCCAUCCCCCCAUCCCCUGCCCCCGAUCACACGCCCCUUCCGCAAAAGCCCCUCCCCUUCACUAGGAAAUGGUAGUUAAUGGUAGUUCUUUUGAAUCGUUUAUGAGUCGUUUGUUUUCGUGGCUACAGUGUACCGUGUGUUUGUCGUGAGAAACUUGCCCUUCCUAUUUUGGAAACAUUUGGUUCUUCUUCCGAUCGGCAGAAAAAACCUGCAACUUGUAGAGUUCCUUUUUUUUUACCCAGCAUGCCCUUGCCCUCCUCCUGCCCCCGCCCCCACUCUUCCUGCCCCCCCUCCCUACCCCCCACCACCCAUCCCCUACUCCUCCGUGGUAUAAAGAUUGGUAUCUAGAUGUGUGUAUGCGCAAGCGCACGUCACCAGUUGCGUGAGCAUGUACGAGCAGCGCAAGUUGUUUCUGUGUGUUUGUUCGUUUGUUUUGGUUUUUCCUUGUGAUGGGAGAAAAAAAUGUCAGAAAGGAACAGAUGCGAUGAGAAUAUACAUAUUUACUGAGGCUAUUAUUAUUACUGGCAUUCUAUUUAUUAUGGAAAAAACGAAUGAAAAGCAACUGCUCCUUGCUCCGCCCCCCCCACCAUCCUUAAUCCCACGCAAUUGAAUAAAUGUUCACCGUUAAUAUGAAAGAGCACAACGCGAGUGGAGUUUACACUUAGUUUACAAUCACAAAUGUAGGAAACAUAAGCGCUAACCGUAGCUAAAUAAUAAAGCUAACUGAAACCUUGCCCCUCACCUGCCAUUUCGUUCACUAGUAGGCCUAUGUGGGUCUGUCGGCCAGGCGAUCCAGCUUCGAGAAACGCAUUGAUAAACAGAAUGCAUAGAUUUAUUAUGACCACCACACUCUGAUAACCACACAUGUUUCAUCAUUGUUUUCUUGAUGAGGUGAUUCAAACGAUUAGAGCCAAACUACGGUUUACGGUAACGACUCGUACACACACCUCUUCCUGGCUGACUUAACUUUUGUGAGACAAUGGUGGUGCUUUAUCCUGGUUAUUAUUGAUUAUUAUCAACAAUAAUAUUUGUUUUGUAUAAUUAUUAUACUUACCAUUUGAUUCUGAUGAUGGUUAUUGCUAUUGUGUUCUGUACAACCUAUCUACCGGUCUCCAUGUUCACACUCCAGUAGCGAUGCCUUGCUGUAGGUUCCAGGGGUGGCUCACCACUCAGUCCAGAUACUACAAUACUACACUUUUUUUGGGAGAGUGACAUCACUCGUUUCAAUAUGUAUAUGAUUUAGAUAACGUGCAGGUAUAUAAUUCAGAUGGUGAAGAGUUGAACUCCUACGAACCUAACGGCAUUGUUCUGUGUGUGUGUGAGUGAAGACUGUGGCCUUGUCAACUGAAAUCACAUAUGUAGGGAACAAUAACAUAUAUAUAUAUAUAAUAUAUAUAUAUAUAAAAUAUAUAUUUACCUGUAUGUAUGUGGCUGUGUAGCCAUCUUGCUUAAAUCAACUGUGUAUCAAUUAAAACAUUUUUGGUCAGAGCGUUGUAUGAAACACGGAGGAACAAAAAUGGUUGGGGAGCACAACUGCACAUUCUUAAACUCAGACUAUUCCACUUAAAGCAGGAGUUGAAGUUGUCUACGGAAAUCUGAAGCGGGAACCGGACAGGACGAGUGGUCUGUCCUGACCCACUGGUUAAUCACACACCGUUCCUCCAAUCACAUUCAAGUCUGCAGUCGGAGAAGAAAGUUGUUUUGCUCGCCCAUCAUUUUGAUCUUCCAUGCAGAACGAAAUUCAAAACCAAAACCUGUUUAGUACCUCGCUCUGGAAGAGGAAAUAUUUUAUUUCAUUAUGUUUCUAUUUAUUUCAAUGUGACCUGCUUCCUGGGCAGCCACGGCCAUGACUACGUGUCUAUAGGGGUGUACGCUGAUGACAUUGAUGUAUUUAUUUAUGUAUUUAUUAUUCACUGCCCAGGUCCAUCCGCCCGCCACCCCACCCCCUUCCUUCUCCUCCUCUUAUUCUCUGCUCUCUCCAGUAACUGAGACAGUAUUUGUUUUUGUAUCAGUGUUUCUUUGUCACCAGUAGGAGGGGUGGUGGUAGGGGCCAACUGAAGGGAUGUGACCAUAGACCACACCCACAAGGUCUCCAUCAUAGCCAAAAGGAGUCACACACUUAAAUAAUCAGUACAUACAUUGUCAUUACUAUCAUUAUUAUUAUAAUUAUCGUUAUUAUUAUUAUUAUUAGCAUUGUUGCUAUUAUUGUUAUUAUUACGAUAUAUGACAAAGAAAAAUGCAGUACGACUAUAAAAACCCCGGCGGGAGAAAGACAGAGCUUCAUGCGAAGUGAUCAAACGUACUCAACAACUUUCAAAAUGGGAGGUUGUGAUGAUUCUAUAAUAGCAAUGAUUUAAAGAAACACAGAGGGUUAUGUUAUCAUUAAUAAUAGUAGUAAUAUUGAAUAUUGAAUGCUCGCAAUUUUGUCAAAACUGAAACUGGAUUCUUUGUGUUAUGUAAUUAUUGUAAAUAACUUCAAAGAGAGAAAAAAUGACUUGCAUGUCUAUGUAUAAAUCUACUGAUAUCUCUAUUCCUGUCAAAGUUGACAAGUUGCUCCACCUCUGUCCUUUUUCAACUGUAUCGCUAGUAUCCUUUGCUUUAUUUUCUCUCUUCUCUUUCACCCCCUCCCCGCCCCUCAGCCCCCCCCCCCCCCCCCCCCCCCCCCCUCACACUCCACCUCCACUUCCACCCCCUGAAAGUCGAGUGGUGGUGGUGGACCCCCCCCCCAGUUCCCCGCGCCCUUUACUUUGAGGCACACCUGGGUGGGGGCGCAGGGAGAUCGAGUGAGAGAGCACAGCUUACAACGUCCUCGUCUGCCAUUCCAUGCUCAGAAGCUGCAUUGACAACUCCCAAAAAAAAACCUAGUUAGGCCCAUGGGCUAUUUCUAGAAGCUGAAAAUACAUUAUGUUAUAAUAUAUAUAGAUACCACUGUGGCUCUACGACUAUAGAAGGCCCAGGGGUUGUUUAGUUAUAUUAUGCAAUUCGAUUCAUAUCUAUUUAUUUUUCAGGGUUGUCUUAACACAAGGAGAUUUUUCCCCACGCAGGCUUUAUAGUGACCCCUUGUCCAGCCGUACAAUGAAAAGCUCUGAUCUAGAUCCAAAAAAAACAAUCAUACCGGUGCAGUUGUGUGCAUGCAAUGUAGACGCAUCCUGAGCCACAACCCCUUCUUGCCAUUACUCCACAUCCAGAGGCCCCGCCCACUGGCUCCUCUGAUGAAAGUGCUUCCCUCCAUAUAAUGAUACCGAGGCCCCAAGGGGCCAACAGUCCACCUCACCUGACAACCAACACCGUGCACGCUCUCUCUCUUUCCCCCCAGCGGCCGUCUCCGCCCAGUGCCGCCCACCCACAACCCCCCCUCGCUCUGUCUGUCUGUCUGCUUGUCUGUCCUGUCUGCCAGUUUCUCCUUCUCUGAACGCAUCUCUCUCCAGCCACAAUGUCCCUGGGAGUUAACUCCCGCUCUCUGUCGGUGGGGGGCACAAGCAUAGUCCUUUUACAAGACACCAUAUACCUUUUACAAUUGAUGAUAUGGAGCCAGGAUUCCACCAGGGGCCUCCUGAAGAGGGAGGGGCCCUAGCCUUACACCCUAGGCUGUAGUGACCGUGAGUGCAAUACACACAGGGUUUUCUAACGACAGAGGACAAACAACACACAGCCUUUCCUCUGUGGCGCCGGCUCUCCCCUGUACUGGACGACUCAGAGAGCGUCCAUCUUGAAGCACCCGUAGCCAAAUGAACCUUCCUGUUCCCCUCAGGAACGCGCCGACGCCCGAGAGGAGGUCACCAUAUAGACGUUACGGAUAGGGGGGUUGGGGGGGUGGUGGUGGGAGGAAUGUGUGAACAUGCAGUAAAGUAAGAUCGUGCACAGCCCCAUCACCACCCGCCAUUUUGUUUUGACGUAUUAAGAGUAGUGGGGUGAGAGGAGGGGAGGAGGUGAGAGGGGAGGGGAGAAGGUGAUGCGACAGAGACAAGAGGCAUAAAAAGACAAUAAAUAUCCAAAAACAGCAGCGACAACAACAACAUAAAAAAUUAAACAAAAAAUAGAGAGGACAGGGCGAUGGCUUCUUGGCCGCAACUUUGACCGGAAAAUGCAACUUGUGUCCCGUUUUUGUGUGUGUGUGUAUGUGUGCGUAGCGUAAUGUAAAAGCGAUCUGUCCCCCCCCACCCCCACACACCCCCUAACCUCUCCCCAACCUGCCCCACCCCCAUUUCCCCCUAAUCCCCCCGUCCCGUCCCCCCUCUCUCGUACUGCUGUUGGCUGUUCUGUUUAGUUCAUGUGACGUGCCAGUAUCCCCAUGCCCUGCCCCCUUCUCGAUAUCUCCCUCCCUCCUCCUUCCCCUUUCUCUCUCGCUCUCCCCCUCUCUUGAUCUCUCUCUCUCUCUAUCUCUCUCUCUCUCUCUCUCUCUCUCUCUUUUUCUCUCUUUCAAUCCCUUCUCCUCCUCCUCUCUCUUUCUCUCUCUCUUCAUGGAUCUUUAAGAUGACAACUCUAUGCAGAUGCUGUCUUUUAUAAGUGUGUCAAAUUUUAAUUUAAAACAAAAACCUAAAAAAAAUAAAAACAACCCCGACAGACAUAUUGAAAUGAUAACAAAAAACGAAUAAAGAAAAGGAUUGUUCAGUGUA
Molecule: messenger RNA, 10815 nt
Organism: Gadus macrocephalus (Pacific cod)
Lineage: Eukaryota; Metazoa; Chordata; Actinopteri; Gadiformes; Gadidae
Gene: stx1b
Product: syntaxin 1B
Exons: 6
Coding region: 271-750 (159 amino acids)
Biological process (GO): exocytic insertion of neurotransmitter receptor to postsynaptic membrane; intracellular protein transport; vesicle fusion
Cellular component (GO): endomembrane system; SNARE complex; plasma membrane
Molecular function (GO): SNAP receptor activity; SNARE binding
Source: RefSeq, a predicted model, not a curated record